AUGGUGAACUCUAUUUUCCUCUUUCCGCUUGCUACUCUGGCACUUGGGAGCUUCGUGGUUUACGACCUAAGCGAUGACAUUCCCUCUGAAGACUGGGCUGCAGAUAAUGCCUAUGUGUUCGAUUGGCGUACCGCCGGCGGCACAGUUUCCCAAGAGAUUGCAAUCACCGGUCCCUACUACUAUAGCCAUCAAAAGGAACACAUCAGCCACCAGAUCUUGGAAAACCACAAAAACGAUACCAGCGUCCUCGUGGUGACUGAAGGGUCAACCGUGACUGUCGACGACUCGGUAAUUGUCAAAACUGGCUACUCCACGAGCUUGAACCAGGCUAGCUUCUAUGGUGUCAAUGCGGCUGUCAACAAUGCCAACGGCUCGACUCUCCACCUCUCCAAUGUCAAUAUCACCACGCACAACGGCGCUGCAAACGUGUACACUCAUGGAAACACGAGCGUCAUUUAUGCUGAAAAUAUUUGGAUGUACAGUUCUGGCCCUGUCUCGCAUGGUCUUUACGCGUCAGGAAAUGGAACCAUCUACGCGAAGAAUGUCCGACACUAUGCAGGCGGUGAUCGGUGCUCCUCUUUUAGCGGAGACGUCCCCAACGGGUUCAUCCACGUGGAGAACGCGAUUGCCCACACCGAUGGCGUUGAAUCUGCGAUCUGCUUCCUGCAAGGAAUCUGCAAUAUGACGAACGUGGUCGGAUAUGCCCGGAAUUCCCCAGUCUCUUUUAGCGACGGCAGCAUGGGUCCUGUUACGGGAAUUUGGAAAGACUCCGAUCUGACAGCUGGUUUGCUCGCGGGCUUCGUGAUCUUCUCUGACUCGGCAAUCAGGGAUGGAUCGACGACUAUCCUCGACAACACGAAACUCACCGUCUUAGGCGACACAAUGCCUGCUCUGUGGGCUGGAAACAUCAUUGCAGAGGCGCAUAUCAAAUCGUCUUUCAUCAACAACAGUGCCUCGGGACUCUUAGUUGUGGCAAAUUAUUCUUUCAUCACGCAAGACUUCAACUACUUUGCUGGUUAUGACCAAAACAAGAAUAUGUCACCUGGCCAGAUCAGUGUAAAAGUCGAGGAUUCCAGCCUAUCGGGCUCACUGGUCGCCUACAAUGAGUCGAAAAUUACUUUCAACUUGGCUGAGCACUCACACUGGACUGGUGAUGCCAAAAUUGGCUAUAACAGCGCUUACAUCGCUGUGCAUCUCGAUGAGACUUCGACUUGGAAUUUGACGGGGAACAGCGCCCUUCAGAACUUUUCUGAUGCAGAUACCUCCUUGAGCAAUGUUGUCAGCAAUGGAUUCAAUAUCACCUAUGAUAAAGAGUCCAAGUUCAAUUCAGCGUUGAGAGGAAAGACAUACAAACUUCGUGGGGGUGGAUUCCUUCGACCGAAAUGA
Penicillium brasilianum is the source of this 1386-nucleotide messenger RNA. The record is from the annotation of a GenBank genome assembly. NCBI's taxonomy places the organism in Eukaryota, Fungi, Ascomycota, Eurotiomycetes, Eurotiales, Aspergillaceae.